AUGUAUUACGUUUUACAAGAGAAGAUCACUGACGAUCUCGUUAAAAAUGACGAUGAUUAUGACGAUGAACAUGACAAUAACGAUGACGAUGGCGAUGAUGACGACGAUGAUGAUGACGAUUACGAUGACGAUGACGAUGACGAUGACGAUGACGAUGACUGUGGCAAUGAUGAUGAUGAUGACAACGACGAUGAAGAUCACGAUGACGAUGUAGAUGACGAUGAUGAUGACGAUGUUAAUGAUGAUGACGAUGACGAUGACGAUGAUCGUUACAAUGACGAUGACGAUGACGAUGACGAUGAUGAUGAUGAUAAUGAUGGCGAUGGCGAUGAUCAUGACAAUGACGGUGACGAUGACGAUGAUGAUAACGAUGAUGGUUACGAUGACGACGAUUUUGAUGCUGACGAUGACGAUGACGAUGACGAUGACGAUGAUCAUGAUCAUGACAAUCAAGACGACGAUGACGAUGACGAUGACGAUGACGAUGAUGAUGACAAUGACGAUGACGAUGAUGGUGACUAUAAUGAUUACGAUGGCGAUAAUGAUGACGAUUACUGUGGCUAUGACGAUGAUGAUGACUUUGACGAUGACGAUUAUGAUGACUUUUAUGAUGACGGUGACUAUGGCAAUAACGAUGAUGGUGUGUACAAAGAAUUUUACAUUUCAUAA
Molecule: messenger RNA, 669 nt
Organism: Parnassius apollo (apollo)
Lineage: Eukaryota; Metazoa; Arthropoda; Insecta; Lepidoptera; Papilionidae
Source: the annotation of a GenBank genome assembly